AUAAUUCAAUUAAAUAUUAAUAUAAAAUCUUGUUUUGACUUUUAUUUUAAAAAUUCUCCAUGAAAACCCUAAUUUUAAUUUUAUUUCUAAGGUAAUAGAGUGUGAAUAACAGUAUAGUAAUCUCUAUUAUAGUAUUAUGUAAUAACUUUGAUCUUCUCUAACUAUAAAAGUAGAGUAUACAUAAAAGAGGGACAGGCCUCCUGAAGAGGGAGAAGCUAGCUAGUGUACAUGCAAAUUGCAUCCGAGGAGUAUAUGUUUAGAGAGAGAGUGAGAUCAAUCCAGAGGAAAAAGUGACAGAAAGUGGUUCUUCGUUGUCUGUCUCUGUCCUAAACUCAGGAACCCUAGCUAAUCUCUGAAUCCAUCAAGAAAGCUACAUAACCCUCUGAGGAAAAGCUAGAGAAAGAAGAAAGACGAUGAACCAAAGUGGAACUAAUGGGAGAACAACAUACAGGCCUCCAUUUACACCAACACAAUGGCAAGAACUGGAGCAUCAAGCCCUAAUUUACAAGUACAUGGUCUCAGGUGUUCCUGUCCCUCCUGAGCUCAUCUUCUCCAUUAGAAGAAGCUUGGACUCUUCAUUGGUCUCUAGACUCAUCCCUCACCAAUCCAUUGGGUGGGGAUCCUACCAGAUGGGAUUUGGGACAAAAACAGAUCCAGAACCAGGAAGAUGCAGAAGAACAGAUGGUAAGAAGUGGAGAUGCUCAAGAGAAGCGUACCCAGAUUCAAAGUACUGUGAAAAACACAUGCAUAGAGGGAAAAACCGUGCCAAGAAAACUCUUGAUCAGAAUCAGACAACUGCUCCUUUAACAUCACCAUCUCUCUCUUUCCCCAACAAAGACAGCCCAAUAAGCCCUACCUUGUCUUCUUCUUCUUCAUUUCCUUUCAUUGACCUCUACAGUAGGUUUGGUGUUGGUAGUAGUAAUAGUUAUCCUUAUCCUUCUUCACCUAAACAGCAACAAACUCUUCAGCAUGCUUCUGCUUUGUCACUUCAUCAAAACACUUCUACUUCUCACUUCAAUGUCUUAGCUUCUGAAACUGACCACAAAGACUUCAGAAAUUUUCAAGGGAUUGGGGAGAGAACGUUUUUUCCAGAAGCUUCUAAAAGCUUUCAAGAGUCUCCAUACCAUCACCAACAAGCGUUAGCAACAGCAAUGAAUGAUUCGUACCACGGUAGUAGCUCUGAUCAUCAUCAUCACACAUACUCAUCCUCAUCAUCAUCAUCUCAACAUCAAGAUCAUCGUCAACAACAACCACAACAACAACAAUGUUUCGUUUUAGGAGCCGACAUGUUCAACAAACCCACAAGAACCGUCUUGACAAACACAUCGAGACAAAGUGAUCAAAAUCAAGAAGAGGAGGAGAAAGAUUCAUCGGAAACAAAGAAGUCUAUCCAUCAUUUCUUUGGUGAGGACUGGGCACAGAACAAGAAUAGUUCAGAUUCUUGGCUUGACCUUUCUUCCCAGUCAAGACUCGACACUGGAAGCUGAUUAAGGCCAGAUAGCAUCAAUGAUGGGUCUGCACCAACACACACGAGUUUGACAUGUUGAAGGGUCACAUUUCAUCUAUUUCCGUGGGACACUGAGACAAGACACUGUUUUCAGAGACCCUGUAUGUAUACAGUUAUGUAUGAUAUUUCAUUUUUCUAUAUGUUGUGUUUAGAGGUCGAACAAGAAUAGUGAUCCGACAUCUAUAUCUGUGUGUAACUGUGUGUCUCUGGCUUUUCCAGCUAUUUUUUUUCUUAUCGUUUUUGAUUUAUUUGGAUGUAGCUGAAAGAAACACUAUAUAUAUUUUGAUUAGUUUCUUA
Raphanus sativus (radish) is the source of this 1804-nucleotide messenger RNA. RefSeq names its product growth-regulating factor 5-like. The transcript is spliced from 4 exons. The record is from RefSeq and is a predicted model, not a curated record. NCBI's taxonomy places the organism in Eukaryota, Viridiplantae, Streptophyta, Magnoliopsida, Brassicales, Brassicaceae. Gene Ontology annotation, biological process: developmental process; DNA-templated transcription; regulation of DNA-templated transcription. Gene Ontology annotation, molecular function: ATP binding. The coding region runs from base 414 to 1487 and encodes 357 amino acids. Gene Ontology annotation, cellular component: nucleus.